AUUUGUGGUUUGGUGCAGCGAAACGCGAGCAACAAUGCUGCUGACUUUUGCAGUAGCGACGGCGUUCGCUGCCAUCCUUGUCGCCGUUUUCCUACCGCAGCUGCUCUCGCCCCGGCGCCGCCUGUCCUCGCUCGCCGACCAAGUGGCGGUCGUGUCUGGCGGUGCGCAGGGCCUCGGUCGCGAGAUUGUGCUGCGACUCGCUGCGGCGGGCUGCUCGGUCGUUGUUUGGGACGUAGAUCGCGCUGGGCUGGAAUCGCUCAGGACUCAGGUUGAAGCUUCCGGCGGAAGAAUUGCAACCGAUGUUGUGGAUGUGUCGCAGUCGGCCGAUACGAAACUUGCUGCUGAACGAGCAUUGCAAACUUGGAAGAAGGUCACGAUCCUCAUCAAUAACGCGGGCGUCGUGUCGGCCAAGCCGCUCUUGGAGCUGACCGACGCGCAGAUUCAACGAACAAUGGGCGUCAAUCUGCUCGCGUGCUUCUGGACCACCCGUGCAUUGCUCCCCACCAUGAAGGAGCAGCCUCAUGCACAGAUUGUUAACAUUGCUUCUGUAUUGGGUCACAUUGGUGUUGCAAGGUUGUCAGAUUAUUGCGCCUCCAAGCACGGCGUGGUCGGCUUUCACGAAUCGCUGUGCAUGGAGCUCGCCGAUCAGCCCAACGUCGUUCCAACCGUCGUGUGCCCCGGCACCAUUUCCACACGAAUGUUUGACGGAAUCAAGCAUCCUUUCUUCAUGCCGCCGCUCACGCCCGAGUAUGUGGCGGACUGCGUCGUUGAUCGCAUUCAUCAGGGUGGUGGUGGAAUGCUUGUAUUACCUCGACUCUUCCAUCUGAUGCCAUUCUACCGGCUGCUGCCAAUGUCGCUCAAAGUGCUCGCUGCGCGGUUAACUGGGGUCUUGCAUUCUGUUGACAAUGUCAAGGGCAGUUCCUGA
This is a messenger RNA of Capsaspora owczarzaki ATCC 30864, 925 nucleotides long. RefSeq names its product short-chain dehydrogenase/reductase SDR. The transcript is spliced from 6 exons. Lineage: Eukaryota; Filasterea; Ministeriida; Capsasporidae. Gene Ontology annotation, molecular function: oxidoreductase activity, acting on the CH-OH group of donors, NAD or NADP as acceptor. The record is from RefSeq and is a predicted model, not a curated record. The coding region runs from base 35 to 925 and encodes 296 amino acids.